Molecule: messenger RNA, 2023 nt
Organism: Anolis carolinensis (green anole)
Lineage: Eukaryota; Metazoa; Chordata; Lepidosauria; Squamata; Anolidae
Gene: cenpt
Product: centromere protein T
Exons: 12
Coding region: 136-1545 (469 amino acids)
Biological process (GO): chromosome segregation; kinetochore assembly; mitotic cell cycle
Cellular component (GO): kinetochore
Molecular function (GO): DNA binding; protein heterodimerization activity
Source: RefSeq, a predicted model, not a curated record
UUCCCAGCAACCCCCGCGAGGCGCGCGAAGGAGGAGGCAUCGCGAGAGACGCUCAGUCAGCUUUGAAACGGAGGCGGGAGAAAGCGGCGAGAGGCGUUCCGCGGUUUGCCGGAGGACGACGGCAGGAAAGGAGCCAUGAGCGCCCGUAAGAGUCGGAGAAGCCAGCCGCAGACCCCCUUACGGAGGUCUCUGCGCCAGCAAGGCCGGAAGGACCUCCCGUUCAGUUACCAAAGACCCACCACUUCCAUGGAUUUGGAUGUCGCAUCGCCGCGGUUUCUAUUCAAGAAAGUGCUGCAGACUCGGCCAAUCAUUUCCCCCUUUGUUCCUGCAAAACCCAGAUGUUCCCAGCCUGUGGACUCAGUCUUGCAUUUACCUUUGGGGCAUAGUCCCUGCGGUAACUUAAAAACCAGUUCACCUGACUCUCCUAAUAAAGAGAACUUUGAUUCUGCUCCACGCAGACCUGUGUCGAAAAGGAUUAGUCUGUUUGCGAGAGGUGUGGAUAACUCAGUUGCUCAUUCAGCACUGGAAAACACAUCCCUGACAAAGUCUCUUCAGGUAUCUUUUAAAACCCCAGCACCAUUGGAGCCGGCUGAAAAAAAGGGUUUGACCCGUCGGCCAAAAAAUUACAGAAGCCUUAAUGUGACGGAUUUUCAAGGAGGCAUUGAUGAAAACUUGCAGCAUGAUAAAGAAUCACAAAGUGAUCUCUUGGACUCUCUGACAACUCUGGUAAAUGACACUGAGAUGCUUUCAGUUGCCACAAAGCUCUUUUCCCAGCCUCAACUCAGUGGGCAGGAUGGAGAAGAGGCUUCCAUUGUGCCUUCUCAGGCUGAUUUCCAAGAAAGGUCUCCUACUCCUGAGAAUAGUUCCAAAAUGCAUCUGGACACUGCUAAUGAGAUAUCCCAAAGUACCAGAGUUGAGACUCCUUGUGUAAGCAGAAGGAAUACCAAGGAGCUGAAGAAUCCACCUGCAACACAAAUGGUAGAUAAAGCUGAAACGGAUCCUGAGUCUGAGGAGAUGACUGAUACUGAAACAGACUUUGAGAAUAUUGAUCCAACUGGGAAGACACCAGCAUUUGUGUAUGCUAGAGCCUUUGACUGCAUCCCAUUGUUGGCUACCCCACAUGCUUUGAAAGUGGAUGCCUCCAGGCUUUCUCCGAAGCAGCACAAUGUUAAACGGGCUCCAAUGCCAUCUCGGAAAGCACGCAGAACAAAGGAUGGGCCUGAACUCCCCAGCAGCUUGAUAAAAAACUUAUUUAGCCAUUAUGCGCAGGUGCCAGUUUCCAAGGAUGCUUUCAAGGUUGUUGAAAGGAGCGUGAGCGUUUACUUUAAACAUCUGAGUAAUGACCUGAAAGCCUUUGCAAACCAUGCUGGACGCAAGACUGCUGAGCCUGCCGAUAUGGAGCUUCUCAUGAGACGGCAAGGACUGAUCACAGAGAAGACACCUUUAAAUGUACUGAUAGAGCAGCAUAUGCCUCUAGAGUAUAGAGAGCUGUUGCUUCCUAUUGCUACUAGUGGAAAUAAAGUAGUACCUCCAAAACUAAAAUGAAGUAGCAGUGAAAUGCUCUUCUGCAGAAGACAAACUGUUUCCAUUUUGGGAUAAAGAACUCUGGUCCAGAAAUGUUAUGAGUUGAUAUUUGAAGGGAUCUUAGAAAUGCUAUCUUGCUUACAAAUUGCAUUAUAUUAAGGUAAAUCUGCAGUUAUUGCGGUGUUUUAUUGAGUAUUUCUAUCUCAAUAACUAGAAGGGUUUUUAUGCUGUUUUAUACAUACAUUAUUGGUUUUGUGUAAAUUAACAGUGUUAUAUGUAUUAUACUGUAUUUUGUCAUUUUUGCACUACUACGUGCUUGUAAGCCGUCCCUUGUCCUUUUUGGAAGAUGGUGGCGGGAUUUAUUGUUAGUUUCUGGGUUUUUUAAAGUGAAACAUAUAGUGGUAUAUUUCUCUGCUUCUGCAGUCUUAAAGCAGACAAAAAACGAGUCUCUUAAAUGUGUAAUGUCUAUCUUUAUGAAUAAAAAUUUGCACCAUUAAAA